AUGACUAUGAAUAAAAAAAAGACAUAUAAUGAAGAUAAUUUAACAUUUCUAAAUGUGUAUUCUGAUGCUCUAUUUAAAUAUACAGAAAAAGAAAAAAAAAAAAAUGAAUUAUCUGAAAUAUUUUUAUUAAGAGAAAAAAUACGAGAUGGAAAAAGAUUAAUAAAAAUAAAUCUUGACAUAAUCUUAAUUAUUGUUUUGUUUUUUGUUCUUUGUUCUUCUACAAAUGUAAUAAAAAUUAGAAAAUUUCAAAAUUAUAUAUAUAAUAACUUGAAUGAAUCAAAAACAUAUUCUGAAUCCUUUUAUAAAUCCUUAAGUGAUAACAUAAGAAAAAUAAAUGAUGAUUUUUCUUACGAACCAAAAAAAAAAGAUUAUACGGUCUUUAAAAAUAUAAGUAAUAAAUUUGAAUUAGCCUCAUGGAUAAAAAAUGUAUUUGCUGAAAAAGCUUCUAAAGAAAAUUUUUUAAAUAAUAACAUUUUAUUUGGUAAUUGCUGGAGAAUAACAAUGAGAUUAUAUAAAAAAAAAGAAGAUAUAUCAAAUAAUAUUUACAAAUAUAAAAAAUUAUAUGAAAUAUAUUCUGAUAAUUCAUUUUUGACUGACAUAGAAAAUGUACAAAAUUUUAGUUCUAUUUAUUUUGAUAAAAGAUGGAAAUAUAAUUUUUCUAAAGAUUUAUCAUAUAAAAAAAUAGGAGGAUUAUAUCAAAUAAUAUGUGAGAAAGAUUACAAUAAAAUUCAAGAAAAACUUACUCAAGGAAGCUUUUACACAGAGAAUUAUCCUUACUUUAUACCAGCUGUUAUAUUAACUAAUUAUAAUAUAGCUUCUGUUACUGUAGAUUUUUUAUUAUUUAAUCCUUUAUUAAAUAUAAUUUCUUAUAAUGCUUUAAAAUUUUCUUUUUUGCCUAACACAAAAACAUAUAAAGAAAUAGUAACUUCAUCUGCUAUAUAUAAUAAAUUGAAUAUUUAUUUUCUUAUUUCCUUACCUAUAUUUUUUAUGCUAUUUUUAAUAUAUAUUACAAUAAAUAUUAGAAAAAUGAUAUUAGUUGGUUUCAAAUUGUACGUUAAAUCAUAUUGUACCAAUUUUUUUCUCAUAGUUGCUAUUAUUAUUAAUUUCAUAGCAUUAGCCGUAUAUCUUCUGUCUCAUUCUAGAUUACCUAAUUUAAAUUUAGAAUACAAAAAUGGGAAGUAUAUAAUAAAUAAAUUGUAUUCUCAAAUUACAGAAGAUAGAAUUGCAUAUUUCUUACAUGAUAUGCAUUUAACUAUAUCAUAUAUAGAAAUAAUAAAAAAUAUUUUUAUUAGUGUAACAGCAAUAACUUUUGCUUUAUCUUGUAUUGUUUUCGUAAAACAUUUUGGUCUUCUAGUGAAAAAAUAUAGUGACGUUGAGAAAAAUAUAAGAAAAGAUUUUUUGUAUCCUUUUUUUAUUAUUUUAAUAAUUAUAUUUGGAUGUUUAGCUAUUUUUUCUGUAUUCUGUCAUAAACUUUUUGAUAUAUCAGAAAAUGUUAGUUCUAGUAUGCUAUAUGUUUUUAUUUUUAAUGUAUGUAUUAUUUUUGCAAAUUUUCAAGGCUUCAAUAUUUCUUCCAUUGUAAGUGAAGAAAACAUUUUAUCUUACUUUUAUACAAUUCCUAUUCUUUUUUUUAUUGUCACUAUAAGUUUUUCUUUCAUAUUUUUUUUAGCUAUUAAAUCUUUCAUUAAAAGAAAUAAAAAAAUAUAUAAAUCAUUUAUGUAUCUAUAUAGUAAGUUAUUAAGAGAGGGGAAAAAAAAAAAAUGUAAAAAAGAAAAAAAAGGAGUAUUUUUUGAUAAAUUUUUACACGAUAUGAAUUAUGAUUAUAAUUUAGAUGAGAAAGAAGACAUUAAAAAUGAAAUAAAAAAAAAAAAAAAAAAAGACCAUAUAGAAAGAGAAAAUAAUACAACAAAUAAAGUUAAUGAAAAAAGUAGCACAUAUAUAGUAGGAAGCUCCGAUGAAGAUAGCAAAAGAAAACGUCACUUAAUAGAUAAAGAUGAACAUUUAAGUGAUCAGAAUAAUAAAAAUUUAGAAAAUAUAUAUGAAAACUCAGAUACGAAUAGUGACGAAAACUUAGAGAAAAGUAGUCUAGAAUCAUCAGAAAGUUCUGAUAUUUGUGAAAUAAAUGUUGAUGACAUAAACGAAGGAGUAAACUUAAAGGAUUUAAUAGAUGAUAGAAAAAACUCAAAAAACGAUCAGGUUAUGUAUUAUGAAAAAAAUAUAGAAAAAAAAAUUUUCAAUAUAGAAAAAAUUUUAGAUUAUUUUUUAAACAUGAAUAAAAGUUUUUUACCUUUUUCUUAUAAAGAGAAAAAGCAUAUUUUAAAAAAUUAUAAUGGCAAGAAAUUUAGUGGGAAAUUAAUUUUUUAUAUAUAUUUGUAUUCUUUUUUGUUGAUAUUUAUCUUGUUAUUCAUUAUUAAUGAUUAUAAAAAAAUUGGUGAAAGUGAAAAACUAUUAAAAUAUCAGAUAGAAAAUAUAAGCUAUUUACCAGGUAAUGAUUUAUUUACUAGUAUGCAAUUCUAUCACAUAGAGAAAAAUAUUAAUAUAAAUAUUAAAAAAAAAGAAUUUAAUUUCAAUAAAAUAGAAGAUAAAAGUGACGUUAUACAGUGGCUAAAAACAUGUUUUAUUUCUUUUUUACAAAAUGGUUAUAAUAUACAAGAAAAUGAUACAAAAUUCCAUGAUACAUAUAUGUGGAAGGAUAUAUUUUAUUUUAAGUAUAGGAAAGGAAUAAAUAUAAGCAUAUCUUCUAGAGAACAAAUUAAAAUUACAAAUGGGAAAUUUAUUUGUGAUAAUAAACGAAAAAAAUGCAAAAUAAAUAUAGAAAAUGAAAAAGGCAAAUUAAUAAAUACUAUAAAUGAUAUCACACAAAUGAUUGACGAUUCAAUUAAAAAAAUUGAAAUUUCUUUUAUUUUAUUUGAUAAGGAAAAUGAUUAUAGCGUUUUAAUUAACAUACAUUUCUUUUUUACCUCUAGUGGAUAUAUAUCAAAAAAUAUAUUUUUUGGUCAUCUAUUUUUUAAAUCUUUUAAUUAUUCUUAUUUUAAAGGUGUUGGGAUUAAUAUUCUAUUUUUCACAUUACUUUUAAGUUUAUUUUUAAUUAUCUACUUAUUUUUUUUUAAAGAUUUUAUGAGCUUUUAUAAGGUGUGUAUUUUAGUUGCAAAUGAAUGUAAUAAAAAUAUACUUGCUCAAAUUAACAAAAUAGAUAACUUAAAUAAUAAUAAGGAAAAUGAACAUUUAGAAAAAAUAAGUAAUUUGGAUAACUGGAAUGAUUACAAUUUUUAUGAUAAUAAUGAUAUUAUUAUGAAUAACAAAAACCGAAAAAUCAUUGAAAUUGACUCACAUUUUAAAUUAAAAAUUUACCUAACAUAUAUUCUCGAAAGUAAUAUUUUAGAUUUUAUCAUUUUUCCUUUACAUGUUUUAAUUGUAGUGUUUUGGCUAGUUUUAUUAGUAGAUAUCAGUUGGAUUAUAAAUAAUAAAAAUGAUAUAGAUAAUUAUUUUAAUGUUCAUUUAAGUUUAUUUUCUUAUAAUUCUUAUUUCAUAAAUGUCUUUUACUUGUUUAUUUUUUUAACCAUUAUAAAUAAGUUUAUUUUCCUUUCUAAUUACUUUAAAAAGGAAAUAUUAUAUGAAGCAUUACAUUCUAAUAAAAAACAAUUAAUGAAAAGUAGUGCUUUAUUACUGUUUUUCUACGUGAAUUUUACAAUAUUUAAUUUUUAUUUUUAUGGAAUUGAUGAUUUUAAUGACUUAACACCACGGCAAUAUUUUAUUUAUUCUAUUUUAAUUUUAUUAGGUUUUGUUAAUAUUGAAAUUUAUUUAAAAUUCAAUAUUUUUUACUUCUUAUUAAUUAUCUUACCUUAUUUAAUUUUAAUACGUUUUAUUUUUAUAUAUGCAUUUUUUGCACCAAUAUUUGCAACUUAUAUUAUUUUGACAAAGAAAAAAAGUAAAAAUAGAAAAAAAAAAAAAAUACACGACAAAAAAAGGGAUAAUUCCUCCUUUACAUUAACACAAUUAAGUAAUGAACAGUGGAAUAAUUUAAAUGAAGAAAUAAAACAAUUUGCAAAAAUGGAAACUUAUAAUAUGCUACAGUUUUUUGAAGAUUUAAAAUGUCAAUUAAAAAAUAAAACAGAUUUGUCUAUAGUACUGAAAAAUACAAGUGAAAAAUUAAGUGAAAAAUUCUAUACAUUUCAGUUGGAUUUACGCAAAAUUGAAUUACAGUGGAAAUUCAGAAGUAAAUCACUAAGUUCAUCUGUGGCACAUUUAGAAAAACUAAAUAAUCAAAUAAGUACAAAUGAAGAGAUUAUUAUUGAAAAUAAAAAUAGAAUAUUAUCUUUAAAACAAUUCUUAAAACAAAUUAAAUCAGAUUCAUGA
Messenger RNA from Plasmodium relictum, 4353 nucleotides. RefSeq names its product conserved Plasmodium membrane protein, unknown function. The record is from RefSeq and is a predicted model, not a curated record. Gene Ontology annotation, molecular function: magnesium ion transmembrane transporter activity. The transcript is spliced from 2 exons. The coding region runs from base 1 to 4353 and encodes 1450 amino acids. Gene Ontology annotation, biological process: magnesium ion transport. Lineage: Eukaryota; Apicomplexa; Aconoidasida; Haemosporida; Plasmodiidae. Gene Ontology annotation, cellular component: membrane.